GGGGGCGCGGGCUCCAAGAAGGCGAGCUCCGGGCUGCGGCGGCCGGAGAAGCCGCCCUACUCGUACAUCGCGCUGAUCGUCAUGGCCAUCCAGAGCUCGCCCAGCAAGCGCCUGACGCUCAGCGAGAUCUACCAGUUCCUGCAGGCGCGCUUCCCCUUCUUCCGCGGCGCCUACCAGGGCUGGAAGAACUCCGUGCGCCACAACCUCUCGCUCAACGAGUGCUUCAUCAAGCUGCCCAAGGGCCUCGGGCGGCCGGGCAAGGGCCACUACUGGACCAUCGACCCCGCCAGCGAGUUCAUGUUCGAGGAGGGCUCGUUCCGCCGCCGGCCGCGCGGCUUCAGGCGGAAGUGCCAGGCGCUCAAGCCCAUGUACCACCGGGUGGUGAGUGGCUUGGGCUUCGGGGCCUCGCUGCUGCCCCAGAGCUUCGACUUCCAGGCCCCCCCGUCGGCGCCGCUCGGCUGCCACGGGCAGGGCGGUUACGGCGGCCUCGACAUGAUGCCCGGGGGCUACGACGCCGGCGCCGGCGCCCCGGGCCACGCGCACCCGCACCACCACCACCACCACCACGUCCCGCACAUGUCACCCAACCCGGGCUCCACCUACAUGGCCAGCUGCCCCGUGCCCGCCGGGCCCGGGGGUGUAGGCACUGCCGGGGGCAGCGCUGGCGGCGGGGACUACGGCCCGGACAGCAGCAGCAGCCCCGUGCCUUCGUCCCCCGCCCUGGCGAGCGCCAUCGAGUGCCACUCGCCCUACACGAGCCCCGGGGCGCACUGGAGCUCGCCCGGCGCCUCGCCUUACCUCAAGCAGCCCGCCGCCCUGACGCCGAGCAGCAACCCCGCGGCCCCCGCAGGCUUGCACUCCAGCAUGUCGUCCUACUCGCUGGAGCAGAGCUACCUGCACCAGAACGCCCGCGAGGAGCUCGCAGUGGGACUGCCUCGAUACCAGCAUCACUCCACCCCAGUGUGCGACAGAAAAGAUUUCAUCCUCAACUUUAACGGCAUUUCUUCUUUCCAUCCCUCUGCUAGUGGGCCGUAUUACCACCACCACCAUCACCAGAGCGUCUGUCAGGAUAUUAAGCCCUGUGUCAUGUGAAUGGAGGGAGGCAGCCGGGAGGCCACUUUCUCCAUGGGGGGUGGGGGUGGGGAGGGACGAACUGAGGUGGACUCACGUAAAGUGCACCCCAUAGCAGUGAGUAGCACACCAGUCACGUAGAAUCCCCAGGCCAGCUUUGUUCACUGACACUUAUCUACCAUUGGUAGGACAAGCCCUGGCAUGGUGAUGCCCUAAAUGUGUGCAGGCUCCAACGAGGGGAAGAGCUGAGAACUCGGCUUCUUAGCAGAGAUGGUAAAAAGUUACCACAUGAAAAACAUAAACAUGUAACUCGGGGAUCUUCACUGCCUUCAGUAAUCAGGGUCUGAAAAACGCAGACAAGUCGUCUGUGUGUUUUUCUUUGUUUAUAAAAAUGUAUGUGCUUUUCAAAAAGGCAAGGGCUAAACACAAGAUUUCAAGAAAGCCGCAUCUCGUUGCCUAGCUAAGGAAUGAGUUCCGAUUCGGAUUCGCCAAACACGUUUGGAUACAGGUGCCAAAGAACAGUAUUAAGAAAGUAUUUAGAAACAAAGUGUCUAGUUUAAGAACGUGGUUUUCAGUAUUGUGACAAUACAACGUUUUUUACAAGGUAAUUUUCUACCACCGUAUUUUAAAGAUAUUUUUAUCUCAUGUAUACUCACACUUUGCUUGUAUUUUAAAAGGAGGGCAUAUUUGCACUUAUGUAUACUUUUACAGUUUGCCAAACUAUUUUGAUGUAAAAUUUUUCAAUAAAAUGUAUGUAACAAAUA
This is a messenger RNA of Miniopterus natalensis, 1835 nucleotides long. It is a transcript of the gene FOXF2, whose product is annotated as forkhead box F2. Gene Ontology annotation, molecular function: RNA polymerase II cis-regulatory region sequence-specific DNA binding; DNA-binding transcription factor activity, RNA polymerase II-specific. Gene Ontology annotation, cellular component: nucleus. NCBI's taxonomy places the organism in Eukaryota, Metazoa, Chordata, Mammalia, Chiroptera, Miniopteridae. The record is from RefSeq and is a predicted model, not a curated record. Gene Ontology annotation, biological process: regulation of transcription by RNA polymerase II; animal organ morphogenesis.